AUGCCGCGCUCCUUCCUGGUGAAAACGCACUCCAGUCACAGGGUCCCCAACUACGGGCAACUGGAGACACAGAGAGAGGCUAAUGGCUCCAGCUCUGCCUGUGAGGAGCCGGUGGGAUCCUGCCACCUGCCAGAUGAGGAGGCCCCUUCCACUCCUCGUGACCCUCUGCAGCCCUGGGACAGCACGUCUGCCGUUGCCUGCAUCUCUCUGCCUCUUCUGUCACAUCAUGGGGAAGCACUGGGAGCCUCUGGGCCCAAACCCCAGGAAACCGGCUGGGUGGGCCCUCGGGCUGGCCAGGCCCCCAGUGUUCCCCUCAAAGACAGUUUCAAUCUGCCCUCACUGUUGGUGCUGCCCACACGAUGGCCCCCAAUCCUGGGCCCAGAUGGAGCUCUAGAUAAACAACUAAGGGCUGAGGGAACAUCUCGAGUCCCGGGCAGUUUUGAAUGCAUCCACUGCCACAGGCCCUAUCACACACUGGCCGGCCUGGCCAGGCACCAGCAGGUACACUGCCACUUGUCGGCUGGGCCCGCCUUCACCUGCAGGUACUGUGACAAGGAGUAUGCCAGCCUGGGGGCCCUCAAGAUGCACAUCCGCACCCACACGCUGCCCUGCAUCUGCAAGGUAUGCGGCAAGGCCUUCUCCAGGCCCUGGCUGCUCCAGGGCCACAUCCGCACCCAUACAGGUGAGAAGCCCUAUACUUGUCCUCACUGCAGCAGGGCCUUUGCUGACCGCUCCAACCUGCGGGCUCACCUGCAGACCCAUGCUGGUACCAAGAAGUACCGCUGUACCGUCUGUACCAAGGCUUUCUCCCGCAUGGCUCUCUUGGCUCGGCAUGAGGAAGCCGGCUGCUGUUCUGGCCCUUAG
Molecule: messenger RNA, 864 nt
Organism: Peromyscus eremicus (cactus mouse)
Lineage: Eukaryota; Metazoa; Chordata; Mammalia; Rodentia; Cricetidae
Gene: Snai3
Product: snail family transcriptional repressor 3
Exons: 3
Coding region: 1-864 (287 amino acids)
Biological process (GO): regulation of DNA-templated transcription
Molecular function (GO): RNA polymerase II cis-regulatory region sequence-specific DNA binding; DNA-binding transcription factor activity, RNA polymerase II-specific
Source: RefSeq, a predicted model, not a curated record